This is a messenger RNA of Effrenium voratum, 834 nucleotides long. The record is from the annotation of a GenBank genome assembly. Lineage: Eukaryota; Dinophyceae; Suessiales; Symbiodiniaceae.
AUGUCGAUUAUCGGCGGCGUUUUGGCAUGUCUCACAUGCGGCGGUUGCUUCCUUUGCAGAAAGCGCAGUGUGCGAGAAGCUUCCAUGCGUCAGCCACUCGCAGCCAGCGCGGCGCUGUCUUCCGCUGCGUCUGGCAUGUCACUGCCUACCGUUGCACCGCCUGUUGCGCCUGUGGCCGACCCCGGCAGGCAGUCUUCCCAGUCUUCCCCGCCGAGCGGAUCAUGGCGAGGCUACUACACCUAUGACCGAGUGAAUCACGACGUUUGCGAGUUCCAGCUUCGGUUCGAGAAUACAACUGUCCAAGGCGAAGGUGUAGACGAUGUAGGCUGCUACACGAUUCGUGGCACCUACAAAAGUGCGCAGAAGUCCGUCACUUUCGCCAAGAAGUAUCGCUUGGGCAGCCGAAACCACUUGGGCCUUCUCAAUGAAGACAACGAGGGCCAUGUUGUGACCUACCAGGGAAGGCUGGUUGGUGACACGCUUGGCGCUGGCUUCCGGGGCACUUGGCAGAUCAGAAACAGUGGAACAAAUAGCAAUGGGAACUUCCACCUCUGGCCGGCCAUGGAGAGCUGGGCCUCCGCUCCGCCGCUGGAGGCGCUCGCGCCCAGCCAGCAGCUCUUCCAGGUGGCCGAGGAUGGCGAGUGCGUGAUUUGCUUCGAAAGAGCGAUUUCUACGUGCUUGCGGCCUUGUGGACACAUCGCGAUGUGUUCUCAGUGUGUCAAUCGACUGCCGCUUCCACGGACUUGCCCAAUUUGCCGCUCCCGGAUUGAGUCUGUUCUGACACGGUCUGGAGAGCAGGGCCCCAGUGCGUCACAAGCCUUGCGAGCGGCAUAG